AUGCAGCAGAUGUGGGGCCCCAGCAAGGCUGAGGGGCCCCCAAUAAGACCCAAGGAAACUCAACAAGCCGCAGCAAACCUCAAGCAGCAGCAACUGCAGCAACUGCAGCAACUGCAGCAACUGCAGCUACUGCAGCAACUGCAGCAGCAGAAGUUCAGGCGCAUGCGCUGCAAGACAACAGCUUUUCACCUUUUCCUUUUCUUUAUUGUGCUUCUCUCGCGGCUCUGUCUGGGUGUAGGCUUUCUGCGGGCCCCUGCAGGGGCCCCCUGCAGCAUUUGCUUCUCUACAGCUACUGCUGCUGCUGCUGCUGCUGCUGCUGCUGCUGGGGGAGUCGUUCAUAAGGGGAAGAUUGUUGUCAGCAUUAACUCUUUAAACCCAAGACAUCAGCAGUCUGCUGCAGCAGAGGAGUACCUGCGGCUGCGCAACACCUUUAGUAAUCUGUCGGAGUCUAGCGGGGGGCAGCAGCUGCUGCAGCAGCAGGAGCAGCUGCUGCUGCAGCAGCGCGAAUCUGGCGCUGCUGCUGCUGCUGCUGCGGCUGCUGAGUACAGAAGGAUAAAAGAGAAGAGACAGCAAGCACACAGACAGCCGAGAAAGAAAGAGAUUAAAUUGAGUGCGCGCAUAGCAGAGGGAGAUCUGCAGCAGAAAGCCAAGAGAGCAAGAGACUUCUUGAAGGACAAGCACCAAGUGAAGUUCUCGCUGCAGCUUCGAGGGCGAGAGAAGCAAAACCCCCAGACAUACCUCCCGCUGCUGCAGCAACUGCAGCAGCUGCUGCAGGACGUAGGGCAGCCAGCAGCACCACCGCAGGCUAAGGGCCCCACAUCUGUCCUUACUCUCUUUCUUCAACCCAAGAAAAAACAGAACAAAGCUAAACUACAGCAGCAAGAGCAGCAGCAGCAGCAGCAAGAGCAGCAGCACGAGGAGCAGCAACUGCAGCAGCAAGAGCAGCACCAAGAGCAGAACCAGCUGUAG
Eimeria acervulina is the source of this 969-nucleotide messenger RNA. RefSeq lists its product as hypothetical. Bases 1 to 969 code for a protein of 322 amino acids. Gene Ontology annotation, molecular function: translation initiation factor activity; ribosome binding. Lineage: Eukaryota; Apicomplexa; Conoidasida; Eucoccidiorida; Eimeriidae. The transcript is spliced from 5 exons. The record is from RefSeq and is a predicted model, not a curated record. Gene Ontology annotation, biological process: translational initiation; ribosome disassembly.